Messenger RNA from Vigna umbellata (rice bean), 1289 nucleotides. RefSeq names its product protein FANTASTIC FOUR 2-like. The record is from RefSeq and is a predicted model, not a curated record. Lineage: Eukaryota; Viridiplantae; Streptophyta; Magnoliopsida; Fabales; Fabaceae.
UUGUGAAGUGCAGCUUUAGGGUUGCCAACUAUAUAUUUAGACCCACCCUUUUCACUUUCCUUCGUCUUCAUGUUCAUUCUUCUCUUCUCUCUUUCCCAAGGAACCAAUUUACUUUCAAUUCAUCCAAAAACCUUGUAACCAUGUCUUUUCCUCUAACUAUCUUUCUUCCAAACAUGUUGUAAAAUCCCCACUCUCACCUUAGCAUUUUCAAACAAACUCACAACUCCCCUGUUUUUUUUUCCUCUGUUUUUUUGACAUUUUCACUGUUCAGUGUUGACACGCGCAAAUGUCUUCCUCUAGUGUCUGCCAAGGGUUGCAAUCUUGUCUCGAACCCUGCGUAAUGGAGCCACGUGUACUCAGUCUCAAACUUGCACUACAACAAGGUUCCAAUUUUCCUCAACCCUCUCCCACCACUGCCAACAACACCAACACAAACUCAGUUUCGCUUUCGUCUCUCUCUGCCUCUCUCGAAAAACCACUCACCAACCAUGAAUGCGACGAGGGCCACACAGAAUCCAAAGAGGGUAGGGGCUGGAGUAUCCUUCAAACUCUCUCACAAUCUUCCGACUGUCACAACAAAACAGAGGACUCUGUCUACGUCCACCCCACAGUUAAACGCUCCUCCUCAAUUCUCAGUGACAAAAGCUUGGAAAUGUGCACCGAAAGCCUUGGCAGCGAGACCGGUAGCAAUGCCGGCGACAGCACCGAUGACAUCUCCUUGUUCUCUUUUGACGCUGCCAUAUAUAGUACUCUUACUUCUACUACUACUACUACUACUGAUGUUACAACUACCGUUGCAAGUUGGGAGUCCAAAAGAGUGAACCGGGUUUGCAACUUUCCACCGCCACUUACCACAAUCACUGAUUUGGGUGGCGUUCAAGUCCGGCCACGUCGCGAAGGAGGAAGGCUGAUAUUGGAAGUUGUGGCUUGUCCUUCUCCUUGCCCUUAUUUCCGGGCUGAGCGCGAAGAUGGUAGGCUCAGGCUGUGUUUGUUUGAGAAAUUUUCGGACAGUGAAGAUGAAGUUUGUGAUGUUGAGGAAGGUGUUGAAGAGAAAGAAGAAGAAGAAAAUGAAAACGAGAAAAGCAGAGAAGAGUGUGAUGCUGAGGAUAGCGGGGCGGAGGAGUGUGUUGAGAACGUGGAUGAAGAGAUGGGAGUGACGAAGUUCUCGAGACCAAGCAGUUGCAAGGAAAGUGGGAAAAGAGAGAUUUUUUGUGAUGGCUUGGCUAGUUUGAACUUCCCUCUCUUUCUCUCUGUUUCUGAAUAGAAUUUCGUUUACUGCUAUUAUCCAU